AUGACUAAUCACAUUACAUAUGAAGUUAAAGUCUUAAUUGAAGAUGAUUUAAUAUCGGGUUUAAGUCAAAGAGAGGCUGCUCUUAAAAGAAAGGUUAGUAAAACCUUAGUAUGCAAUAUUAAUAAGAAGUUAAAAAAUGGAACACCACUGGGAAAGAAAUUUGGUUCAGGACAACCUGAAAUACUGUCUGAUGAAUUAAAACGUCAGUUAUUCUUGUUUUAUGAUAAAAAUCAUAAAGAAUCUUGCUUAAAGAUUACACAGAAAUUUGUCGAAAAGUUUAAUGUACAAAUUUCAAGACAAACUGUGUCAAGAAUUUUAUCUGAUUUUGGUUUAGUUACUGCCAAACCAGUGAAAAAACCACUCUUAAGACCUAUUAAUAUAGAAAAAAGACUUAAUUUAUCAGAAAAAUUUUUAGGGAUUUCACAUGUGACCUUAAAAACAAUAAUUUUCACUGAUGAGUGUAAGUUUAAUCUUUUUAAUAGUGAUGGUAUUAAGUAUGUGCGUUAUUUUUCUGGACAGAGGUACAAACCUGAAAAUACAAUUCCUACAAUCAAACAUGGAGGUAUAUCAAUAAUGAUUUGGGGAUGUAUUUCAUAUGCCGGGGUUGGAAGAAUUGUUUUUAUUGAAGAAACAAUGACAGCUGCAGUGUAUAAGCAACUUUUAGCUAAUAACUUGAGACAAUCUGCUUGUGAAAUGGGUCUUGAGGAAUUUAUCUUAAUGCAAGAUAAUGAUCCUAAGCAUACCUCAAGACUUGUUUCCAACUGGUUAGAUGAAAAAGAGAUUCAAGUUUUAGAUUGGCCACCACAGAGUCCAGAUUUAAACCCUAUUGAGGCAGUCUGGGCUCUUGUAAAGUGUAAAUUAGCUCAAUUUGGUAAAUUGAAAAAAGAUGAAUUGAAAGAAAAAAUAAAAGAGAUUUGGUAUAAUAUACCAGUUAAUUUGAUCCAAAAAUAUGUUAAUAGUUUUCAGAAGAGAUGUCUAGAGGUGUAUAAAGCAAAAGGCUAUAACACUAAAUAUUAA
Molecule: messenger RNA, 1017 nt
Organism: Hepatospora eriocheir
Lineage: Eukaryota; Fungi; Microsporidia; Hepatosporidae
Source: the annotation of a GenBank genome assembly